CAAAAGUACUUAAAUGUAAUUUGUGCCCUUUCUCGUUUUUUGACGCAGCUCUUAGCGGCCAAGCUGUAUGCGGCUAAAAAAAUGUAUGAAAUAACCCGCCGUCUGUUAUCCGCCCGCUUUCCGUAACUAGAGGUGCGAGUGAGAUGAUGAUAGUUGUAGUGGCAAAUCAGGCAUGCAGCUAGCAGCUGCAACGCGUAUUCGGCCGUACUUCUAUUCAGUUAUUUUAUUAAUUUGUCGCGCUUGGUUGUGUUAGAAAAUGGAAAGGGCUAUGAGAUCUGUCGAUAAUGAGCAAUACGAAGAAAGUCAAGAAAAAACGAAAAUCAACCACAGGUUGGCAGAUAAUGAUAUCGUUGUGAAAAUACACUCCAUGAAAUUAAUUCGCUUAGUACGCGGCCAAGAGGUGCUUUAUAACAGUUUUGCGGAAGGCUACAACGACAAGAAUCAUAAAGAAAUAAUUUGGGAGAGGAUUUACAGAUCCUUGUUCCCAUACUAUGAUACAUACAAGCCCGAACAUCAGGAUGUUAUAAGAUUAAAUGUUCGCCGUCGUUGGAAAACAUUGCGCGAUUCCAUUUCGCGUGAAGUCAAAAAGAAUGCCACAGUCGAAAACUAUUCACGCAAGAAAGAGAGUCCAAUUAUAUCUGAACUAGAGUUCCUGAUACCUCACAUCAAAAGCGCGCAUUGCGCAAAAUUGGCUGAUGAGUUGGGGUUGCGGGAGUGUUACAGCAGCACCUUGCCGACUGAUUGUGAUACACAGGAUGAGGAUAGUGUGAACGAUCUGAUUGACUUAACAGCGGAAGAAUGUGAUAUUAAACCAUUUAUCAAGCAAGAUGGGUUCCAGUACGAUGAUUUGGAUACGUGGGAUGAUUCCUUUCCGCAUGAACCAUUUUCUCCGCAAGUAAACAUUGAAGCUCCAAAUGGGCACACUAACGACAUCGAUGUGCUACCAGCCCAAGAAGCAGAUGACUCGAUUCAAUCUACAUGGACUAAAGAAUUCUGCACGGUGGCACAGUACAAAGGAGGUGAAUUUAUUACGCCGAUAGAGCUAUGUGCGGAUCUAGAAACUGGAGAGCAUCAAGAGUCAGCGGAAAUGGAAAAUGAAAAAGAGAUGGUAACAGGAACAGAAAUAGAAAAAAAGGAAAGGGAAAGUCCAAGGGAGAUGUCUACGCCACCUAUACAUAUGAAUGAUACAACUCCCACCGAGCCUUCAAGUAAACGCCCGCGAUGCGAGCCAGAAGAUCUACAAGCUAGAAUUCUUCAAUUGCUUAGCAGUUUAGAGCAUCGCGAACGUAGUGACCAUGAAGCGCAAGAUGAAGAUCGAAUGUUUUUAUUGUCGCUUGUGUCCGAUUUGAAGCGUGUGCCUGCGUCAAAAAAAAUGUUAGUCAAAAUGGAAAUUGUAACGGCGAUUGCCAAAGCCAAUGAAUGCGCAUGAAAAUUAUAUUAUUUAGCUUAGGAAGUAUAUAGUACUAAGAAGUAGCAGAAUAGGGCGCAUAAGGUAAACGUGUCGAAAGCGUUUUGUACAUAAAACUUCUUGUAAAACCUAGCGCGGUGCUUUGAUUUUCGUUUCGUUUUAGAAAACUAAUACAAAGCAUCGCUAGAUCCAUCCAAAACAAUUAUUACAUACAUUUAACAGGCUAUGUUCGGCGUGGUUGGACAAUAAGAAGCGCAGUGUAUAGUUGAGUUGGUGUCCUUCUUUGAAUGAAACACAUACGUCGAGUACACAGAGAUCUGUACUGAUACUGGGCACUGAUGAGGGUUUAGCCUGUCACAGUUUACAAAAAGUUUUACGUUUGUAACGCGUACUUCGCGAGCUUCGAGCUCUUCGUCCGCAAUAGGUGACCGGUUGUUAUCGAUAAUGCCAUUUACGAGGCAAGGGCCGUUCAAAACUUCCCUUUAGACCUCAUUCCUAUACUCGUUUUUUAGCCCUCAUUCCGCUGCCGUUUGUUUACUUGCCAUUUGUUUCAGUGAGCUUGUCGUUGAGCUCACGAAGAAGCCGUGCGCGCUUUUAUUUUUUUGCUAUGCUUUUUUGACAGCAUUUUAAUUCAAUAUUAAAAGAGCUUGAUUAAUUAAAAGUUGCGGUUAUAAAUUAAAUUGCAUGACUGAUAUCCUAGAUUAUUGCACUGAACUUUAAACCAAAAAUGUUAAAAAAACGUUAAAGGUUAUUUAAACUUAAAGGUUAUUUACGCAUAUCCUGCGUGUAUUCUGUGCCGUAGAUUUCUUCUAAUUUCUAUUUAGCAAAAUUAAGAUACAUUUUUUUUUAAGUUGUUAUGAUUAGGGAUUUAAGGCUACACUUAAUAAAGCUUAAUAUAUGUUAAUUGGAUAAUUACUGUUUUUUGAAAUAAAUAUAAUCACAUUUUAGAAAUUUCAGAAAUGUCACAUACUUGCCUUCAGUA
Messenger RNA from Anastrepha obliqua, 2390 nucleotides. RefSeq lists its product as uncharacterized. The record is from RefSeq and is a predicted model, not a curated record. The transcript is spliced from 3 exons. NCBI's taxonomy places the organism in Eukaryota, Metazoa, Arthropoda, Insecta, Diptera, Tephritidae. Gene Ontology annotation, molecular function: DNA binding. Gene Ontology annotation, cellular component: nucleus; transcription regulator complex. Gene Ontology annotation, biological process: regulation of transcription by RNA polymerase II. Bases 257 to 1429 code for a protein of 390 amino acids.